UACCGAAAUACAAGAAAGGCUAGGUUUUAGUUCUAUACAAAUAAACACUAUUGGGAGUGCUUGUAAUUAUGGUGUAUAUCUGGGCAAACCAGUUACCGGCUAUUUUGCUGACCAUUAUGGUGCUAGAAGAGUAUGCCUUGUCGCAUCAAUCCUCAUUUUUUCUGGCUUUUCCUGUCUUGCAUUAACUUAUGAACAAAUUUUUCCACCAUCGGUUUUUUUAAGUGCUUUUUAUUUGUUUUGUACUGGUGUUGCCUCAUCAGGAGGUGCGGUAUCAUUUCUCACAACAAUUGCAAAAAAUUUUUCUACACAUCGAGGUACCGCAAUAAGUAUUCCACUCGCGUUACUUGGCCUCUCUGCAUUUAUAUACUCUCAAGCAAAUAUAUAUUUGUUCGAUGACACCUUCCAUUUUUUACUCUUCGUGGCCUUCACUUCCGGACUAUGUAUGUUUGUUGGUAGCUUGUUUUUAAUUGUCAUACCAGCUCCUCACCAUACAUCCAGCGCCAUUGAAUCGGGCGGUGAUGAUUCAAUCUUUAUAGAAAGUGAUAAUGAAACCUCCGUAGAUAGUGUUUCGUCACCUGCAAAAGGGAUGAACACUGAACAAACUCCUCUGCUUAAUAAAAAUGUUUCUACCUCUUCCUCCAUAAAUGCUAACGUUGACAGUGAGCCAGAUAUAAGUGGAUGGCAAUUACUUCAUAAUAAAGAUGCUAUCUCAUUAAUCCUUAUCUUAGUAUUUUUAGCUGGAACUGGAUUAAUGUACAUAAAUAAUGUCGGUACAAUCAUUGAAUCCCUUUAUCAUGCCUCCCCAGCUCAUCCUUCUCAUCCUUAUUCCACCUCCCCAUUAAACACUUCCCUACAAACUACAUUCAAUGACGACAUCAAACACCUUCAAUCUUUUCACGUCUCACUCCUUUCAGUAUGUUCAUGCCUCGGAAGAAUUCUCAUAGGCCCUCUUUCAGACAUAGCAAAAAAUUAUUUCAAUCUAUCUAGAAUUUGCGCUUUAAUAUUUGCUGGUGCUUGGCUAUUUUGUGGACAUUUAUUGGCCCUUUUAUGGGCUCGGACUAUAGCCCAGCUAUGGAUUGUUACAACUUGUAUAGGACUUGGCUUUGGGAUCUUGUAUGGGGUUGCUCCAACUACUUGUAGCGAGUAUUUUGGUUCGAAACGGUUUGGAUUUAAUUG
Racocetra persica is the source of this 1176-nucleotide messenger RNA. Lineage: Eukaryota; Fungi; Glomeromycota; Glomeromycetes; Diversisporales; Gigasporaceae. The record is from the annotation of a GenBank genome assembly.